Messenger RNA from Galendromus occidentalis (western predatory mite), 2558 nucleotides. Its product is annotated as ensconsin. The record is from RefSeq and is a predicted model, not a curated record. Gene Ontology annotation, biological process: microtubule cytoskeleton organization. NCBI's taxonomy places the organism in Eukaryota, Metazoa, Arthropoda, Arachnida, Mesostigmata, Phytoseiidae. The coding region runs from base 1 to 2547 and encodes 848 amino acids. The transcript is spliced from 10 exons. Gene Ontology annotation, cellular component: microtubule cytoskeleton.
AUGGCCGAUCGGCCCGUGUUUCAGCAGCCGCAAGACACACCACAAAGAUCUUACUGGUUCGCGCAAUCGGGUUCGGAUGUAGCGGACUGUUUGCGACACCAGGACUCGCCCGUCGGCUACACGGCGAGCCAGAACUCAAACCAGAUCCAAGCAGCACAGACUCCGGUUGGCUUCAGCCAGCCUUCCGGACAACAGGCUACGUUGAGCGACUGGGGCAGCUCGCAUUCUCAAGAUCCUCACCAUGCUGAACGGGUCCGACAAGAGGCUCGCGAGCGGCAAGAAGAACUGCACAGGCGGCGAAUGGAAGAAUUAGCCCAACACAAUGAGCACGCCCAACGAAUACGCGAGGACACCGAAACCGACAGACGGAAGCUCUACCAAGAGAAACAGGUGGUCCACGAAUCGAAUAAGCAACACGUGGACGACCGACGACGUGCCCUGCACGAAGCUGAUCAGGAAUGGCGUGAGGCCGUCCUGCGGAGGAGCCAGGAGCGGAAUUUGCGGGCAGAGCAGUACCGAAAGAAUCGAUUGAGCGCGUCCAUACUCGUAGAGGGAAAUCAACCGGUAUCGGUCAUGUCCAGUCCUGCGCGGGGUGCUUCGGAUGAGUUGGCUGCGGAUGGUCACGAAGAUAAAGAUGAUAAGGUGCCUCCUUUGCCAAGCGAGAAGCAAACAUUGAUGACGGCGUCCUGCUUCGGCAGUCUAUGGGGCUCGGGGGCUCUUGUUCAGGAGGAUGGGGAUCUCAUGAGCAGAAGUAUGAUCGUGACCUCGAGCGCAGCCCGCCGCAAGACUGAUCUGACGCCGGUGACGCCAUCGCCAUGGGCUCGCGGACUCGGUUCCAAAGCACUGCCGACGACGCCCACAAGACCGCAGACUGCAGCGGGCUCGGCGGGAACGCCCAAGCGAGCCGUGAGCAUGUCUCGCCUGGACAUCCUUGCGCAGCCUCGACGAAGAUUCACCAUGGAGGACCUCAAGAGUAGGUCUCAUUCGGCAUGGAAGCUGAACGAUUCCCCGCAGGGCGCCGGCUUCAAAGGAAUCCAGAGCGCCCGCAGCAUGUCACACUUGAGUUCGACGCCAUUGCAACCCCCUCGCAUUACGCGCACCUCCCACCUAAGACAGAAAGCGCGUCUAACAUGCCUCAAUCUACGCUUUGCGAUGUCAGGUCAUCAUUCAGCUUCGGCGACUCGCAGUGAGCAGGUCUCCCCGACCCACCAUUUGCCCACCCCACAUCAUCUGCGCUCAAGAAGUCAAAUGUCGUCAGACCUCUCGCAGAGUUCUGUGGCCUCUUCGGUGGGCAGUCCGCAUGCAAACAUGAGGCCUAAACCCCAAGGUUCCGCGAACCGGAAGACCCGACCUCUGAGCAUUGCGGGUUCGAUUCCUUCGAGCGAAUUAGAUAAGAAAGACAAGCCGAUCGUUUUGAGGAAGCCCCAGAAGCCCGUGCCGCCCGCUUCGUCGCCGGAACCGCAGGCCGGCAGCAGAAGCCGCCGAUCCGCGUCACCCAAGAAGAAGGAGGCGACCUCUCCCCAGAAGGAGAUCAGUCGGGACGGGGCUCCGCAGAACGCGAACGUAUCGAAUGCGAUGACGGAAUCGACCAAUACCCUCCCGGUCGAUAUCCCGCUGCUUAUGACUCAGAGCUUUACAGAAGGCUGUAUGCCGAUCGAGAACCGUCCUGCGGAAUCGCGCAAGACGAAAACUCGAGAGGAGGCCAUGGCCGAAAUCGCAGAAGCCAGGAAAAGGGCUCGCGAAGAAAUCGAGAAGCAGGCUGAAGAGGAGCGUAAGAAAAAAGAAGAACAAGCCGCUGCUAGGAGAGCUAUCCAAGAGAAACGUCGACAACUUGAAGAAGAAGCCCGACUCAAGCGAGAGAAGGAGGAAGAGGAGAAGCGGAGACUCGAGGAAGAGGCUCGGAAGGCCGAAGAAGAACGACUUCGUCUCGAGGAGGAGCAGAAGCGACUCGAGGAGGAGAAGGCCAAGCAGGAAGCAAUCGAGCGUCAGAAGAAAGAAGAGCAGGAGAGACUCGAGCGGAAGAAACGAGUCGAAGAAAUUAUGGCGAGGACCAGGAAGGCUCGCGCUGCUGCUGCGGACCUCAAAGAAUCGAAUGGAACACAGGGUGGAGUCGAAAACAACACCAGCGCCGACGCGAGUCCCGUAAGGGAUGUGUCGAGUGCGACCGUUAUCCCACAGCAAAAACAUCAGAAUGGCUUGUCGAAUGGUCACAGCGCCAACAGUUUUGCAGCUCAGACAGUCAGUGUUGGGGGAGGAGGAGGCAACGUCAAUGUGAUAAGCGAGAAGAAAGCUGAGGCAUCAGAGAAAAGAGUCGACGAAUUGAUUUCGAUUGAAAACUCCAAUAACGGACCCUCGUCCACUGAUUCGGGCACGGGUUCCGCCGAUUUCAACUCGAAUAGUACCCAGCACAGUAAUGCGGCCAACAACAAUGUAACCACGACGACGACGACUACCACCACCACGAGCACCGGUCAGAUGCAGGGAACUCCCAACGAUGCGAGCCUCGUAACUCAAGAGGCUCCCCUCAUCCAAGAUCUGUUAUCAUAGAUGUUAACAGC